GUCUACUAUGAGAAAUUUUACUGUAUUAUAUUGUUUUUUCUUAAAUUUAUAUAACUAUUUAGGUUGUUGAAACUGUUCAAAAUAUUCCAGAAGCUGCUGCUAAUGCAGCUAGUUUUGUUGGUGAAAAACUUACUGUUGCUGGACAAUGGGCUGCUGAAAAAGCUUCUGAAGUCGGUACAGCUACUAUGCAAUCAGCGCAAGACGCUAUUCAUAGUCUUACUGGAUUGGCAGGCGAAGCUUCAGCGAAGGCCGAAGAAACAGCCGAUAAGGCCAAAGAAAAAGGAGCUGAAUUGAAAGAACAAGCAUCGGACAAAAUUGAUGAAGGAAAAAAAAAAGCUAAUGAAUUAGCAUCUGAUGCUCAAAAGAAAGGACAAGAGCUCAAACAAGAUGCUCAACAAAAGGCUGAAAAAAAUGAACAUCAAAGUAAUGUACAUGUAUCAGCAAAAGGUACUGCUCAUAAUGUAUCAGCAUCAAAUGAUUCUAAUGCACCUCGUUGA
Rotaria sordida is the source of this 497-nucleotide messenger RNA. The record is from the annotation of a GenBank genome assembly. Lineage: Eukaryota; Metazoa; Rotifera; Eurotatoria; Philodinida; Philodinidae.